UAACCAAGACGUUGUUUACAAAUGGCGGCGUCCAUGUAGCAUUUUAGACUAUUUAGAAUGGGGUCAGCUUCUAGUCGAUCCAGCCAAGUACACUCAUUUCAGGUGGACCAUACAGCCUCAAAAGAUGCAAGACCUCUGAACAGGUCCCUGUCACAUGAAUCAAAGAAUGUUCAGGUCAGACAAUCUGUGCAAAGUACUGAUGAAAAUGAAGAAGAGAAAGAAAAUAAUUCACCUGUUUCAAAUUUUACCUGUCCUGCAGAAAGAGAUGUAUUAAUAGUUACAUUAAAGAAACAGCUGGGUGAAAGUGAAAGCAACAACCUUGACCUUAAAGAUAGAAUUCAGAUGUUAGAAGAACAAAUAGUUGAUAUACAAUCACAGAAUGAAAUAACAGAACAUAAUGACCUUGUAGAGGAUACUUUAAAGGCAAAAGAUCAGAUAAUAGACAGAACUACCCAGGAAAAAGAACAACUUCAGAAAGACUUUAAUAAGCAGAAAAUGCGAUUGAAGAAAAGAAUAAAAGUGUUAACAUCACAAGUUAAUGAGGCCAGACAGGAAACAUCUAUUCAGUUGUUUGAAUUAAGAGAUGAAAUAAAUCGACUGACAGAGGAAAAUCGUAAUUUAAAUGAGAAACUUGACAACAAAGAGGGAAGGAGGCAAGUUUUCAUAGAGACAGACUACCUCAGUACUAGUAUCCAUGGUAAUAGUAGUCAGAUGAAAGUUGUAUUAGAAUUGUCCAAUCAAAUUUCAGAUCAGCAGAAUAGAAUUCAGGAAUUAGAAUCACAAUUAUUAGACCGAGAAGAGUUGUUAAAAUUAAAUGGAAUAUCAACUGAACAGAUUUCAAAAAGUAAGAGUAGAUUUUCUGAGAAUGAACAUAUUAAACAAGAGAAAAGUGCAAUGAAAAAAUUGUCUGAUAGCAUAUUUCUAGGUAACGACAAUGUUUCUGAUGAUGAAAAUAAUAUAUUUUCUGGAGAUGACAAUCGUGGGGUGUCUGGUGCUAGUCGAGAUUCUGGGAUAGGUUCAGCAGGAAAAGGAGGAAGAUCCCCAGUAAAGUCAAAUAAAAAAAAGCAGCAGUUAUCUCCCCUAGAUGACUCAGAUGAUUCAUGGGCAUCUGAUACACCUCUGUCUAGUCGUGAUCAAAAUAAAAUAAGAAGUGCUCCAUUAGAGACGCAGCAUAAACGAGCAGCAUCUAGAAGCAGUGGUAAGACACACGAGUCUGAAGAAGACAGUUUAUCAAUAGAUUAUGAUAUGCCUACAGUGGUCAAAUCUGCCAAAAUGAAGAAAAAGACAUCAUUUACACAGAGACUUAGAAGAGAAAAUGACUCCUCAAUAAGAACUCCUAUUCCUUAUGAAGCAUUUGGUGGGGAAGAAGAAAAAAAGUCAAAAAAGGGUUACAUGAAAACAAAAAACCAUUUUUUCCUUACUCAGGCAUCUUCACAGGGUUCUACACCUACAAAUGACAUUGAUGCUUUGUUAAUGUCUUAAGUCAUGUUUGUUAAAAUACCAAUCUGCUAUGUUACAUUCUUGCUACAGUGUAGCUGUAAGACAAGUCAUUAGGGACUGAUUUGAGUUUCCUAUAUCUAGUAACAGCCUAUCAUCUCAGAAUGGUUGUUAUUCUCUUUGUGCUGUUUUGGUUGCUGUGUUACUGUGAAUUAAUACUGGUUUAUCUUAUAUAAACAUACAAAGUCACAAACCACAAUGUUCAUACUAGAACAUAGACAAUUAUCAUUCUUUAAUAAAAUGUUACAUGUUUAGAAAUCAAGUUUCAAGCUAGAAAUCUUUCCUGUAUUCCCAUACUUAUUUACAGUGACAAGUAUAAAAUUUUUGUAAUAAAUUGUAAAUUUAGAAAUGUUUGCCAUGUUUUAAUUACAGGAAAAGUUGUGACAGGACAGGUUCAACAUGCAAAGUAAAGGCUCACAUUUUAAAUUUCAAUACAAUUGUAUAUAUUGUAUGCAGCAUUUACUGAGGUCACAAUAAUAAAUGUUGCAUUUUCGAUGAUUGUUCAACAAUCUCAUGACAAAUGCAUGCUAUAUUUCUCAACUGUAAUUUUUGCGAUGCUUUUAUUAUGGCAAAAACUGAAUUGGGAUAGGUUUGAGUAAAAACUUGUAUAAUUUAAAUUUUGUUACCAUUAUUUGUAUACAGCAUUUCCUGCAAUCGUAAUAAUAAACUAUCAUUUUUUUGCAUAAUGAAUGUAUGCAAAAAUUCUGAAUAUACAAUAAUUUUGAAUUUCAAAAUUACUUUUCCAAUAAAUGAUGAGUCACACAGUUCAUUGGAAUGAACAAUUGUAAGCCUUCGUUUUAAAGCUUAUGUUGUAAUUAUAUCUUCAAAAGUAAUUGAUUGUCACAGAAGAAGCUGUAAUUGGAAUUCUCUUCUCUUGGAAAAUUCAGUUUCUUAAGCACUUAUUUUCUGGUUUUAAAUCAUAAAUCAAUUUGAAAGUCAUUCAAGACUUUCUUCAAAUUAUACAUAACAAGAAGAUUUAUGAUUUAUUUGAAUUAUUUGGAAUUCAAUCUUCUUGAUGUGUCACCAGUUAUAGUAUUUAAAUGAAUUGACAACUAUUCUUGAAUGUUAUUGUUGCCGAAAAUAAAGUUGCUUCAUUUUAUUACCAAUUUCCCAGAAAAUUUUCAAUGUCAUAUUUAACGAUAGUAUGUACACUCUCAGAUGCUUACAAUACACUUAACCUGAUGUAUAUCAUGUAAUGAAGUUUUACACUCGUCUUUUUUUAUAAAUUACAUUUAGAUAUACAGAACUAUAAUAAAAUCAAUUACUUGAACAAGGCUGUAAAGUGCAUGAAUUUUUGAAAUAGGAAACAGGUCAUUGCUUCAACUGACACUUUCACAUAACUAUUUUAGUUUUUUUAGAGCAUAUAUAUCUGAGGCUGUCUGGUGACAACAGUCUUUGUGAACUGUAGUAAGAAAGAAGACACAAUAGUUCCAAUAUAGCAUAAGUAGUUGUAAAAUGAAAUCAAUUACUACUAUGCCUCUUUUUCUUUUUUUUUUAACUUGGAUGUAUUUUAUUAUUUUUAUAAAUCAUUGCCUCUGAAGAAAAAGUGUAAAGGAUCACAUGUCCUUUUUUCAUUAGGUAAAGCAUUUUAAUGUUUAACAAAUCUGAAGUUUCAAUGUUUAGUUAUGAUAUUUUGUGAUACGAAACCAGAAUAAAAAACAGUUUCAAUUGCAAAAAUGAAAAUAACUUGAUAAUACUCUUACUUAUUUAUAAGCAGUUUAUUUGUUUUCUCAAAGGAGAACUCAAUAAAGGACACUUAAUAUACACCCCCUAAAAAGAAUAAUACAUGAAAAGUACCAAGAACAGAAAAAAAACACAAAUGAA
This is a messenger RNA of Mytilus californianus (California mussel), 3321 nucleotides long. RefSeq lists its product as uncharacterized. The transcript has 6 exons. The coding region runs from base 58 to 1482 and encodes 474 amino acids. The record is from RefSeq and is a predicted model, not a curated record. Lineage: Eukaryota; Metazoa; Mollusca; Bivalvia; Mytilida; Mytilidae.